AUGCUGAGACUGUCUGUGGAGUGCGAUGGAAUUGACGAGGCGCGAAUCCCGUCCGUCCGGAAGAGCCAGCACAUCAUCACGUCCGGCAGACUGGCUGUUUCGGUGCUGAGUGGAACAGCCGAACAGGCAACAAUCCGACAAAGUCGGUGUCGUAUCGGUGAUCCGACUUAUCGGUCUGUUGGCUGCGGGUUGCGGUUUGCGGAUUCCCGACGCGUGUCUGCGGCGUGCUGCGUCAGAACCAUGAAGCGUUCUUUCGACGCCGAUGGGCUUACCGAAGUCUACGGAGGAUUGCCGGGUGCACCAAGAUGA
Messenger RNA from Podospora pseudopauciseta, 309 nucleotides. RefSeq lists its product as uncharacterized. NCBI's taxonomy places the organism in Eukaryota, Fungi, Ascomycota, Sordariomycetes, Sordariales, Podosporaceae. The transcript has 2 exons. The record is from RefSeq and is a predicted model, not a curated record. Bases 1 to 309 code for a protein of 102 amino acids.